Ilyonectria robusta is the source of this 761-nucleotide messenger RNA. RefSeq lists its product as uncharacterized. The record is from RefSeq and is a predicted model, not a curated record. Gene Ontology annotation, molecular function: GTP binding; GTPase activity. Lineage: Eukaryota; Fungi; Ascomycota; Sordariomycetes; Hypocreales; Nectriaceae. The transcript is spliced from 2 exons. Bases 307 to 738 code for a protein of 143 amino acids.
CCAUCAUCUGCAAGACAUCAACAAUUCUGCUCGAGGUCCACCCAAAAUGUCGAACGCGACCAGAACACAACAACACAAGGCUAUCAUCCAAGAAUACGUCUCGCAGAACCAGGACAUAUCUAUCCAGGUGCCCAUCAUAGGUCAUAGCUGGAGCAGUUGUCGCAGCAUCUUGCACAGGCUUGCCUUUCAACACGACUACUGGUAUGAUGAUCCCACGACAACUGCGAAGAGACAAAAAGUAUCGAGGUUGAGGGUCAUCGUGUUACUCUGAUCCUUUGGGUGUACGAGGGCAACAAUCACGCUUUCAUGGCCGAAGUACUCCGAAAAAGAAAUAUCUUUCUGCUCGCAUAUGACGUCACCGACAGGAAUACUUUCGAUUAUAUCAAGAAGUUCCAUCCUGAGGUCUUUGGAGCUGAUCAGGACGGUAAGCCCAUCUUGGUGUGCGCUGGCAAGUCCGAACGCCCGGAGGAGGACUGGGCUGUAUCGGCACAAGAGGCCGAGGAGUUUAGCACGACUAUCGGAGCUCGGUUCAUGAAGUACUCAGGCCGGACUGGAUACGGGCUAGACGAUGAUUUUGCACGUCAUAUUGCCGCAAAUGCGUUGCUGGACUUGGCCGGGGUCAACUAUCGGGGGCCUAACAAGAUAUUGCAGGUGAGAUCUGUCCCCAAACGGUGGCGUCUUCAUUUGGGUGCCAUAUGCGAGAAAGUACGAAACUGUUUUCGGAACCCUUCCAAAUAGUUUACUGUCUUUGCUUUUGAACG